Molecule: messenger RNA, 2375 nt
Organism: Pimephales promelas (fathead minnow)
Lineage: Eukaryota; Metazoa; Chordata; Actinopteri; Cypriniformes; Leuciscidae
Gene: tmem144a
Product: transmembrane protein 144a
Biological process (GO): carbohydrate transmembrane transport
Cellular component (GO): membrane
Molecular function (GO): carbohydrate transmembrane transporter activity
Source: RefSeq, a predicted model, not a curated record
UCAUGACUGUCAGCUGACACGGAAGUUUAUUCAUUGUGCAGCUGUCGCUUGGAAUAUUACAUUAUCCAGCAAUCUCCUCAUGAAAGUAGUUUUAUGAAUAUUUGUCAGUUGCUUGAAGGCUGUUGCGUGUGAAUCUAACAUGGAUCCUCGCGUGGCCGCGCUUAUCAUUUCGCUCUUCUGUGCGCUCUGCACCGGCGUCGCGCAAGACUUGGACACAGAGGGGCUGUCAGACGCGUCCGUGUACCUUCAGCAAGAGUCCAACAGCACCAACUCGUCUGAUCUGACUUAUGGGUUCAUAUCCUGCGCCGUGGCCGCAGUCUUUUUCGGGAGCAACUUUGUACCAGUGAAAAAGAUAGAUACUGGUGAUGGUAUGUUUUUCCAGUGGAUUUUAUGUGCUGCUAUAUGGACAGUCUCCUUAGUGGUGAACAUCAUUCUGAACAGUCCAAAAUUUUGGCCUCUUGUUAUGGUGGGAGGAGCCAUCUGGGCUACUGGUAAUAUAACUGUAGUUCCUAUCGUAAAGACUAUUGGGCUUGGUCUUGGUCUUCUUAUAUGGGCUUCAUUUAAUUUGCUCUUGGGUUGGGCCAGCUCACGGUUCGGUUGGUUUGGUAUUGGUGCUGAGACUGUUUCCAAACCAGUAUUGAACUACUGUGGAGCAGGUCUUUGUUUAGUUAGUGCCAUUGUUUUUUUCUUUGUGAAGACUGAUGUUCAAAGGUCAUCAACAUCUGAAGAAACCCCUUUACUAAUAGACCAUGCUGUGAACUCAGAAACUGUGGUGGCAACAGAUGAUUCCUGGGUGGAUGCAUUAAGACCACGGACCAAACGUAUUGUUGGAACGUGUCUUGCUGUCGUCGCUGGAGUGCUGUACGGGUCAUCAUUUGUUCCAGUUCUGUACAUUAAAAAUCAUGCAGAUGAUCCAAAAAGCCAAUACAGUGGAGCUAGCCAGUUUGAUCUGGAUUACGUCUUUGCACAAUAUAGUGGGAUUUUCCUCACUAGUACAGUGUAUUUCCUCCUGUACUGUGCCAUCAAAAAAAACAAACCACAAGUUUUUCCAAAAGCAGUGCUGCCAGGAUUCGUUUCUGGCAUCAUGUGGGGUGUGGCCACGUGCUGCUGGUUCCUGGCCAACCACUAUCUCAGCGCUGUAGUGAGCUUCCCUAUCAUCACCACAGUUCCUGGACUGAUUGCAGCUCUUUGGGGUGUUGUAGUGUUUAAAGAAGUGAAGGGUUGGCAAAAUUACAUUGUCCUCAUCGUUGCUUUUUGUCUUGUUCUAUCUGGGGCAUUAUUGACUGCAUUUUCAAAGGUUUAAACCUUUUAAGACAAGAGCGAGAAAUGUACAAAACAAAGUCUUCGGUGGAGCGUUUUAACGUUAUAUUUUUUUAUUUAAAAACACUGCUGUUUUAAAUAUUUUAAAUAUUGUAAAUGAGAGAUUUUUUUUUUGUAUGCGGUUUAUACAGAUUACGCAGCUACAACAACCUGAAUAAAAUCAAGAAGAAUUAUAUUAGGGAGGGAUAUGGUCCUAAAAUACUUGAAAUGUUUCAGCAAUAUUAGCACAGAUGUUAUGGUAAUGUUAUUGGGAAGUUACGUAAUUAUAUCUCAUUAUAUUUUACUUCUAUUUGAAUUAUCACACUUUUUAAGUCAUGUUUACACUAUAGUGGAUCUCAUUUCACUAUAUGUUUGCACAUGUAAUGUUUAUUAUGUUUAUUAUAUUGAUGGAUCUGACUGCACUGGAUAAAAGCUGGAGUUAUGUAGCAUAAAGGCAAUAGAAAACAAAGCUUAUUUUAAAGCAAACUUUAAAAAGGUGGUGACUUUUUAUGACAAUUAUGCAAACUUUUCACAUCCAUUCCAUUAAAAUAUUGGGGGGAAAUGGCAUUAAUAUCACCAUGUUAACUUUUCAUGUUCUAAAAAGUAGGCUUUGUUUUCUUUUAUAUAAUUUCUAAGCAAUUUAUGAAAAAGUUUAUGAAAUAAUGUGAAAUUUGUAGCAUGUUAUUUACAGGUUUUACCCAUGUAAUGAUUCAUUGAUUCCUAAUUUGUUUUAUUGUUGCCAAAAUGCAUCAAAGGCCUUAGUUUUUUAUAUAUAUUUUUUACUUUACUAAAAGGGAAAUAAAUAUUCAAAUACAAAGUUAAUGUUUUUAAAAGUUAAAGUUUUUUUUAAUGUUUAAAGUUGAGUUUAUAUAUAUAUAUAUAUAUAUAUAUAUAUAUAUAUAUUGAUAGAAUAUGUUAUAAAGGGAAAUGCAAUAUUCCAGGUAGGCACAGUGCUGGACUGCCAUGCCAGGAAAUACAGGAAUUCCAAAGAGAACUUAAAUUUUCACUUGACAAAACAUGUUUAUUUUAAACUGUAAAAAAUGUGUUUUAAUAAAAUAACAACAAAGUGGAAAAAA